Tinamus guttatus (white-throated tinamou) is the source of this 1362-nucleotide messenger RNA. RefSeq names its product monocarboxylate transporter 2. Gene Ontology annotation, molecular function: monocarboxylic acid transmembrane transporter activity. The record is from RefSeq and is a predicted model, not a curated record. Gene Ontology annotation, biological process: monocarboxylic acid transport; transmembrane transport. NCBI's taxonomy places the organism in Eukaryota, Metazoa, Chordata, Aves, Tinamiformes, Tinamidae.
AUGCUGGGCAAAGAGAGCAAUUCACUGGAUGGUGGCUAUGGAUGGGUUGUGGUUGUGUCAGCAUUUGUGGUAAUGGGCCUCACUGCUGCUGUCCUCAAGACUUUUGGUCUGUUCUUUGUUGAAAUUCAGCAGCACUUUGAUGGACUUGCAAGCAUGACUUCCUGGAUCACAUCAAUAACGAUCGCCAUCUUUCAUUUAGGAGCCCCCGUAGCCAGCUCACUAUGUGUGAAAUACACUCACCGGGCAGUUGUGAUCACUGGAGGAGUCCUUGCUUUUUCAGGAAUGGCACUGGGAUUUCUUGGACUCAACAUGGUUUGGAUGUAUGCAACAACCGGCUUCCUGCAGGGACUUGGUAUCUCGUUUUCAUGGAUACCAGCCAUUAGCAUUGUUAGCCAUUACUUCUCCAGGAAAAGGGCUUUGGCCAACGCUAUUGCCAGUGCUGGGGAAUGUGCCUUCGCCUUCACCUUUGGGCCAUUUUUCCAGUGGUUGAUCGGUCAAUAUGGAUGGAAAGGUGCCCUCUUGAUCAUAGGUGGCCUCCAACUCAACAUCUGUGUCUGUGGGGCACUGAUGCGACCACUGAAAAGCAGCUGCCUCCCUGACACGAGCUGUCCUGACGCAGAGACACCGCCUGGCACGUGGGCAUCUGGGAGAAACAACGUCAAGUCUCUCGUCACACACAAGAUCUUCAACUGGAUGCUUCUGAGGAGGCUGGAGUUUGUCCUUUAUGCCCUUUUUGGCAUCUUAGCUGCUAUGAGUUUUUUUAUUCCUCCACUGUUUUUAGUUCCGCUUAGCUACAGCCUGGGAAUCGAUGAGUCUUGGACUGCUUCCCUCCUCUCCGUUUUGGCCUUGGUGGAUUUUGCAGGCAGGCUGCUGUGUGGCUGGUAUGCCAAUCUGCACCUAACCAGAACCGUUCACCUGCUGGCGAUGACCAUUGCCCUCAUCAGCACCUCCUUGAUGCUGCUGCCGCUGGCAAACAACUACCUGUCCCUGGCAAUAUUCACUGGCUUCUACGGCUUCUUCUUCGGCACCACAGUGGCCAUCCACAUCACGGUGCUGGCAGACGUCGUGGGCAUGUCAGAUUUCGACAGCGCACUAGGGCUCUUCAUGCUCAUUCGAAGCACUGGAGGGUUCCUGGGGCCUCCCCUUGCUGGUCUGAUUGUGGACAUGGCUGGAGAUUACAGAGCAGGCUUCUACAUGGCAGGAGCCAUUCUUAUCCUAUCUGCUGUAUUCUUAGUUAUUUUAGAUCAAUUGCAACAGAGACAAGAAAAAGAAAACCAGACUAACACUAAAUCAGAAAAAUCCAUGUUGCCCUACCCUUUGCUACAGAACAGGAGAUACCAAGAGCAUGAUGUAGUGGAGUGA